GUUGUUUUAAAAGCAUUUCCGCCGUUUUGUUUCAUAUCUGGUCAAUUAAUCGCGCAAAGUCAAAGAACUACGAAUCCUAUUCAGCACUUCGCGCUGCAACACUGCCUGGCUGUGCGCAUGUGAAGAGCUGAGUGAAAUAUUCAUUUUUAGAAGCGCUGCGCACAUGCAUAAAAGUUGGUCUAAUUUACUUGAAACGAGAGUCUACUGAAGUGAGACUGUGUUGUUGUGUUUCUUGACUAUUUACAUUGUUUUGUUCACAAGCUAGGUUGUUUUUCUAUGUUUGAGUUUUAAAUGCUAGGGAAGAGGUGACAACGCUUCUAAUAGUCAGACUGAAAGUCAGUCACAAUCAUGACUCUAGUCGCGCUACCACGGUAACCUCCCGACCUUAAAGGCAUAACUCCCACUCUGGGUCAGACAUGUCUGUGAUAGUGGGAGAGGGGCGGGUCAAAGCCUGGAGGGUCACCAGAAGCAUCACCUACUACUGCACCAGCGAUACCCCUGCCCCCUCUCCUCCUACCUCCUCCUUAUCCUCCCAUCUAGACUCUCCUCUUCCCUCCCCCUCCUACUCCCUCUCCGCCCCCUUUAUCUCAGACAUGCCCUCUCACCCCACCGUUUCCUCAACUCUCACCCCUUCAUUUUCGGAUGUACCAACCCUCUCUCCAUCUUCACCCUCCUCCUCCCCCCGUCCACUCCUCCUGCUUUUCCCGUGGCUGGGCGCCCGACCGGGGGCCAUGGCGAAGUACCGGGACCUCUACCUGGAACGCGGCCUGGACAUCCUAUCUGUGGAGAGCACUGUGUGGCACUUCCUGUGGCCUCGCUGGGGGCUGGAGUACGGAGCUGAGGUCCUGGAGGUCCUGGGAGACCCGCGUUUCAAAGGUCGCCCCCUUCUGGUCCACGCCUUCUCCAUCGGCGGGUACACCUUCACCCAGCUGCUCAGCCAGAUGGUCAGGGAGCCACACAAGUACCCAGGCCUGGCCCAACGGGUCGUAGGACAUGUCUAUGACAGCAUGGUGGUCGGGUCGCUGGAGCAUAUGGCUAAAGGCCUGGGUCUGACCCUGUUCCCUCAUAUCGAGCCCCUGGUGCGAUACACUGCUCUGCUCUACUUCUGGCUCUUCAAGUCCCAGACGGUGUACUACUAUGACAAGUCAAUCCAGGUCUUCUACAACAGCCCCGUCACCACCCCAGCGCUCUUCUUCUUCUGCGAGAACGACGCGCUGUGUGACCCCGUCGCCAUGGAGGCAACCAUCUACAUCUGGAGGAAGCGGGGCAUUGCUGUGGAAACCGGGAAGUGGAAGGAGUCUGUGCACGCUGCUCAUCUACGCUGUCACCCGGAGGAGUACCUCUCCACGUUGGAAAAAUUUAUGAUCUCGCUCAACAUCGCCCCCCUCAGGGAGAAGAUGUAAAUGGAUUAUGUGCUAAUCACAGUGGGGGGG
This is a messenger RNA of Oncorhynchus kisutch (coho salmon), 1433 nucleotides long. RefSeq lists its product as uncharacterized. The transcript has 3 exons. The coding region runs from base 417 to 1403 and encodes 328 amino acids. The record is from RefSeq and is a predicted model, not a curated record. Gene Ontology annotation, molecular function: serine hydrolase activity. NCBI's taxonomy places the organism in Eukaryota, Metazoa, Chordata, Actinopteri, Salmoniformes, Salmonidae.